Rubroshorea leprosula is the source of this 1313-nucleotide messenger RNA. NCBI's taxonomy places the organism in Eukaryota, Viridiplantae, Streptophyta, Magnoliopsida, Malvales, Dipterocarpaceae. The record is from the annotation of a GenBank genome assembly.
CCGGUACGAAACAGGAAGACAAAAACGCAGUGCUGUCCGGUGCGCGCCAUGUCUGUUACCUACACAUGGCUAUAUUCUUGAGAGGCAAAGAUUGCUUGUUAUCUCGCCUCAAAUCCAUAACCCGAUUUCAGAGGUUUAACUACACAUUGGAUGAAGGUGGAUUUCAAGCUAAGUACAAGUUCAACCGUGAAAUGGGCUUUGCUUCUAAUUCCAAAAAUUCUCAUAUUGGUCAUGAAGCUGACACGUCGAAAUGGAAAAAAAUCGAUGCACGUAAGUUUGGGAUAACUCGUGAUAUGAUUCCAUCUCCAUCUUUGGUUGUGUUGAAGAUACUACGCAACAAUGGUUUUGAGGCCUACUUAGUUGGUGGAUGUGUAAGAGAUUUACUGCUACAGAGAAUACCUAAAGAUUUUGAUGUGGUCACCACUGCUGAACUUAAACAGAUCAAGAAGAAAUUCAAUCGUUCUCAUAUUAUUGGAAAAAGAUUCCCUAUAUGUGUAGUGCAUAUAAAAGGCUCUGCAGUUGAGGUAUCCAGCUUUGAAACUGUGGCCAAUAAUGCUAAAGCAAAUGAAGACGUUUUUAAAUCCCCUCUUUGUGAUGAGAAAGACUUCAUCCGUUGGAGAAAUAGUACGCAAAGAGACUUCACAAUUAACAGCUUAUUUUAUGAUCCUUUUUCAAAUAAAAUCUAUGAUUACACUAAUGGAAUGUCAGACCUCAGAUCGUUAAAGCUACGGACAUUAAUUCCUGCUCAUUUGUCUUUUAAAGAGGAUUGUGCAAGAAUUCUACGAGGCUUGAGAAUUGCAGCUCGUUUGCACUUGUCAUUUUCAAAGGAUACUGAAAGGGCAAUGUGUGAUCUCUCAUCUUCCAUUGAGGGAUUAGAUAAGUUCAGACUAAUGUUGGAAAUGAACUACAUGAUGUCUUAUGGAGCUGCAGAGUCUUCUAUUUGCCUGCUCCAGAGAUUCAACCUGCUGGAGAUUUUACUUCCAUUCCAUGCUGCCUACCUUGACCAACAGAAAUCUGCUCAGAAUUCAGUCAUGCUGAUGAAAUUGCUUUCCAAUUUGGAUAAGUUGCUUUCAUGUGAACAACCUGCUGAUAGCAGUCUCUGGUAAGCUAACUGUUUGCCCCCUUUUUUCUUCAUAAUUAUGAAGUAUCAAGAUGUCAUUAUCGCUUCUAAGAUCAUUAUCAUCAUUUACUGAAAUAUUAGUAGUAUCAUUUCAUCAUAAUAUCAUCACUAUCAUCAUGUACUUGGAUAUUGGACUCAGUAGUUAGAUAUUUUCAAUCUUUGUAUAGUUUUAUAAGAAAGCUGGUUAUUCUCC